This is a messenger RNA of Hydra vulgaris (swiftwater hydra), 2525 nucleotides long. RefSeq lists its product as uncharacterized. The record is from RefSeq and is a predicted model, not a curated record. NCBI's taxonomy places the organism in Eukaryota, Metazoa, Cnidaria, Hydrozoa, Anthoathecata, Hydridae.
ACAAUUUAUAGAGAAAAUAAAAACCGUUCUUUUCGCUUUUUUCUUUUCUGGAUUUUUUUAUUUUGAAAACAUUUCUUCUUGUAUUGUUUUUGAACUAGGUCAAAAAAUGAUAGGGGAUCAUGAUAGGGGAUGACAAUCCUUUAAAAGUUUUUGUGAAUCAUUGAUUUAACUUUAUCUUAAAUAUAGAAUUUAUUUGAGAGACACAGUGAGUUUUUUUUUUAACAUUAACCAGAUGUCACAGGAUAAACUUCAUUACAAAAAAAUGUUUUGAAAAUGUUUUUCUUGUUUUUUUACAAGAAAAUUUUUUAAAAAUCAACAACCUGUUUAAAUCAAGUAUGAUAUAUAUACAAGUGUCAAUAGUUAUUUUAAUCAAUGUAAUAAUUUUGCGCUUUGCUGAUGGAUUUUGUCAGAUUCAUUGCAACUGUAUCGAAGGAAAUUUUUCUAUUUGUUACGCCUAUGGUGCUACGCAUGAAAAUAGUUCAUACGAAACCAAACCUAUCAACCUUUCAAACGAAACAAAACCUAUCAAUAUUUCGGUAAAUUUAGAACACCUUUCAAAUCCUUGUGAGUUCAAUCUGGAUACUAAUAUAUCGGCAUUGGUUCCAUUUGUGACCGAAUGUGGAAAUUCUAAAGCUGAUUUUUUACUAUUAAAAACAUGGUUUCCUCAUUUAACUUCAUUAAAAAAAAUCAACGACGCAGAAGAAUGUGUUUAUAAGGUAUUUAACAAAACAAAGGUCGACAACUGCAGUGCAGACUGCAUUGAAUCCGCUGACUUUUUGCACUUGUGUUUAUGCAAAAUUUGCAUACCUUCUUCAACUGCUAAAAUAGAAAACUUUUACAAAAAUAAAACAAAGAGUCCUGAUAAAUCCGUUAUGCAACUUAAAUGGGGUUUUCCAUUAGUUAUUACAACAGCUUCACUUAGUAUUUUAGCCAUAUUAAUUAAUUUGAUAUUUCUUUUACGAAUUUGUUUAUAUAAACCAGUAAACCUGAUAAAUACUCUUGGUUUUUUUCUGAUGAUGUUUAGCAUAUUAUUGGCAUGCUACGGGAUAAUAAUGUCCGUUUAUUUGUAUAAAGGAUGGAGUUCAGAAAUGCAUUUUUGUCAAGGUUUAACCUCAUUAAAACUUUUUUCACUUGGUGCAUGUAUAUGUUCACUUGUAAUGCUUUCUUUCCAUUUUUCGCUUCGGCAAUCCAGCACUGAAACAGGUGAAAGAGAUGCUGUAUUUAAAGGUGUCGUCUUCGUUUUAGAAGGAGUCAUGCUUUCAGGAGUUUUUUCUAUUAUGAGCUGGGUCAAAAUGGAUGAUUGGGAUUUUCUUUGUUGCAUAAUUACACCAACAUCGAAUAUGGAUAAAGUCUUAAUGCUUGUCGAAACCUCUUACUACGCUAUUUUGUUUUUGGUUGUUGCAAAAUAUCUUUUUCACUUAUUUCGUCGGAAAAAAAAUGACUGCCCGUUUUUCAUGGAACAUUAUUAUGAAGUAGAAAGUUCUUUGUUUGCAUUGAUAUUUUUUAGUUUCUUUAUUUGGGUGGCUGGAUACACUGUGACCUUACCAUUUUUUAACUUGUUCUCGUUUAAACUUACUGCAGUAAUACGGGUAUGCGUAUUGAUGAUACCUUUAAACUUGCACACGCUGAUUUUUAAUUUAACUACUUCUUGCAAAGACAAAAAUAUAAAAAUCACUAAAUCUGUUUACGGAGAAAACGAUGCUUUAACAGAAUGCGAUUGUUUUGGCACCGGAACCUGUCAAUCAUGUAAAUCAAACUAUUCAAUUGAUUUAAAACUUGAUGAUAAUAUUUCUAAUCAAGAAACAAUGCUACUAAGUACAGAAUGUUUAUCAAACAAUACCCCUUUGCAAGAGGAAUUACAAAGUAACCAAUUAAUUAAUAAAAAAAAUAAUUUUGUGUCACCAAAGUUAGUCUGUAGGUCACCAACUGCCCGCAGAUUUUUCAGCGAAUCAAAAAAUUGUACUAUCACAAAUGAUUUUAAAACCGAAACAAUUUUAUUGCAAGAGAAAGAUGAAAAUAAUUCAUGUGUAUCUGAUAACAUAAAACCCCAAAAACCAACCUUUUUAGAUCUCAACGAAGUAAAUACUACAGAUCUAGCUUUGAUACCUGUAGUAAAAUUAAAUAGUCCUAGAGGAAAACCUACUGAUUUUCCAUCAUUUAUUUCUAUUGACGAUACCACUCCCGAUCGUGCUAUGAAAAUGUGCUUUGAUGGUACAAAAUCUAAAUUUGAAAGGAAGUCUAUUGUAAAAGAUUCACCCACUUCUUAAACAGUUCUCCAACGACGUUUGAAUUAUACUAGAAAACAAUUGUUUAAACUAUAAACACGAAUUUGACGUUGCAAUAAGAAAAGUGCAAUUUUGUUAUACUAGACCAACUUUAAAAACCAUUGUAAUAACAAUUAUACAAUAACAAAAAUAACUAAUUGCUAGAAAAGAAAACAUGUUGAACGACGCUACGACCAUAAACUGAAAUAGAGACAAAACUAUUAUUUAGUUAAUUUAUAUAAAAAUUUUAGAUUUUUAUUA